Messenger RNA from Acanthaster planci (crown-of-thorns starfish), 2453 nucleotides. Its product is annotated as BRISC and BRCA1-A complex member 1-like. Gene Ontology annotation, cellular component: BRISC complex; BRCA1-A complex; nuclear body. NCBI's taxonomy places the organism in Eukaryota, Metazoa, Echinodermata, Asteroidea, Valvatida, Acanthasteridae. Gene Ontology annotation, biological process: mitotic G2 DNA damage checkpoint signaling; double-strand break repair; positive regulation of DNA repair. The record is from RefSeq and is a predicted model, not a curated record.
UGUUGAUUUAGUCUGGUUCUUUCAUGUGGCUGGAGAUCCACCUCCCCUAAUUACCACGCGAACUUGGAUAUCAGACAAAAAUUUGUCAAUAUAAAAAAACCAUACGAUAAUGAACUUGCUUGAAGAAAUCACCUUUGGGAAGACGUAUGCAGAUUUUAUUCCGACGGAGAUCUCCCCAAAGAAGCCAUCCAAAAUGUCUGACCGUAGGUCUCCAGUUCCCUCAGUUGCUCAAGCAGUUCCUCAAGUUGAGCCGACCAGAGAGUAUGAUAUAAUCGACGACGAAGCGGUCGUGACGACCGCUCACGGUACGACUUCCGGGACUUGUGGGGCUAACACCCGGCUCGGCCGCAGAGUUCUCGGUCAAGCAUAUCAAGUGGGUCAGUCACUUCACGCUAGCGCUGAGAAGAUUUUCAGGAAGGAAGCGCAUGAGGGAGAAUUGGAAGACACUAUGGAACAAUCUCAAAGCAACAGACCAAGUGAAAGAGACUUGUCAGAUUUUGGUGCAGGACAAGCAAGACAUCUGGGCAUACCUGGAGAAAGUGACAGGGGGAUGCAUUAUGAUGAGCACCGUUCCCAUAGAAAUGAGAUGGAGUUUGGGUCAAUGAUGCAAGAACCAGAGACGGAUGUUCCUGUUCUAAAUUUACCCCAUGUGAACUGUCCAGAAAAGAUUGUGAUCUGUAUCGACAUCGCCACAGAGGUCAACAAACUACCUUUCAUUGCCAAUAAUGGCUCAGCACAUCAACCUCUGGAGAUGAUCAAGAAAGCUUUGAACAUGUUUGUGAUGACAAAGAGUGCAAUCAACCCUAAACAUGAAUUUGCCCUAGUCCUUCUGCAGGAAAGUGCAUUAUGGAUUCAGAACUUUACAUCUGAUGUCAACGACUUUGUCAGUGUCUUACUGGACAUGACCAAUGACACUGCUGAAUGCGAACACUGUGACUUGGCAUCUCUCUUCGAUGUCAUACAUGAGAAAGUUCAGUCACCUGACAUUGAAGAUAUUGAGUGUUUACCACCACCCUACAUCAUCAGAACACUGUUUGUGUACGGACGGUCAAGGUGUAUUCCUCAACUGAAUGACAAUGGAGGAAAUAGUCAGUCACUGAGGAAUUUAUCUUCAUCUCCUUACUUCUUCUUUGAUGUUUUCUACGUCCACGAACCACCAACAGAAGAUAAUUACUGCAAGGAAAUUUACGAUGUGUUUUUGAACCUGGAUGUACACAACACAUCUUACAUCCACGAGGUAGGACGAGACAGUGCCAUGCUGCAGGAGAAGAUGGCUAUGUUGCUAGCUCACCCACUUCAAAGACCACAGCAGACACAGUGUGACUACAACAUCUUCAGAGAUGACUAAGAAACUCUUUACUUCCCCUCAACUUCAGGAUGUGAAACUGUCAAAGGUUGCUGCUUAAGGAAGCUAAAUGGUCGAUGAGAAUAGCUCCUAACGAAUUGGAGGAAGUUUCUAAUGGAAGGAGGGGAGAGGAACUACUCAAUGAGUUCCUCCAGUAGCUUGUACUAGUCUGGAAUAUCACCACUCAGUAUACUCAGUCAUAAAGGAUAUUAUUUAAAUAAAGUUUCCAAUUUGCCACUCCUCAAUUUUUAACUGUUCGGAAUAAUUGAAGCUAUUCUUAUUUCUAUAUGAUAGGUUAUUCUAGUUUAUAAAAGAGUUUAUUAGCAUGCUGUAAUUUCUUGACCAUUGGGAUUCACACCAUUAAUCCUAUUUGUACAGCUUGUAUCUUUUUUUAAACCCAUAAUGCCUGCCCACAUGCACUUGAAGUUAGGUUUCAUUUUCUUUCAUAGUUUCAUACCUAGAGAUGAAAGUAUGUAGAGAUAUGUAGAAAUGUAAUGCUGCAGAUCUGCCCACCAGGCAGUCUAAGUCUCACCCCUUCUCCUUGAAUAGUGUCUCUUACAUGCAGAUGACGCACGUUUCUUUUUUCUGUUACACGCUUGUCUACUCUGCUACAAAUGGAUUUGUUGGACAUGGCUGUAAGGAGAUAUACAAAAUGUAAAUUGAUGUUGAUUAGUACCGAUGACAAGUAAAUUGCUUUCUUGAGUUCCUUAACACUAUAAAUAUAUGUCAAAAGCUUUCAACAAGUGUAUAUUUGCACAGCUAUUUUUUUCAAUCAAGAAUUUGGAGAAGCUUGUAUUAUUUGAAUUGCACUGUAACUAUUUUGUCAUUUUGAAAAAAUUUCUACAUUUUGUUGUGUUUGUUUUUGAGAAGUUUUAAGUAUGUCAUCAUCACAAAUAAAACUGAUGAAUUCUUCCCGUUAUAAGUAAGCCAUCAGAAUUCCGACAACCGAAUCGUAAUAUUCCAAAAGGUGUAUUCUCACUUUUUUAUUUUAUAUUUUUUUCUAGCAAUUCUGUAGCCUAAUCCUUUUUAAGGACUUGCCAGACUCCGACAUCAUUGAGCUUGGUAAAGAAAUAAAAGACCCGGAAUGUGACCGAGUUUAAUAUGUAUA